UGUGGAAAAGUGUUUCUCUGAGCGCGAGGAGCAGUGCGGGUGGGUGGUGCAUGCCAGUGUGUAAGCAUCCAUAGGAAGACACUAUCCUCCGUGUCUUUAGUGAGUGCUUUUCUGGAAGCACACUCCAACACUCUCGCUCUACUUCCCAACAAGAGAAGGACAUAGACUAGCAAGUCGCACCGGAGGAAAGUCCCCCCCCCCCCCUUUAGAAGGAAAUAGGAUCGACCGAAGGUGGGCAACACGCAUUAGCCUUGCUGAGCACCUGAGAGAAGGCGGAGCCGAGGCGGUUUCUCCAGCAGCCCACCGUGUGUACCUGCGGGAUGACGCGCGACCGGCUGCCGUGGAUGCUGCGGUACGUCUGCGUCCUGCUGGCGGUUCUACCCCACUCCUCCGCCGCCAGGAGCGGGCCAGCCUCCGGCAAAGAGCUGAAUUUCCUGGUGUACGCGUCUGGUGACACCGGGGAGGUAGUCCGGCUGACGCCCGGGCGGGGAGGCGUGUGGACCCGAGCAGUCAUCGACCGCGGCAUCCGACCUGUGGCGGUCGACUAUGAUCCAGUGGAACAGAGAGUGUACUGGAGUGACGUGGAGAACAGGUGCAUCAAACGUGUCUUUCUGAACGGAACCGGAAGUGAGGUCUUCAUGACAAGGUUCAUGGGUACAGUCGACGGCCUGUCUGUAGAUGUAGCGAACAGACGGCUGUAUUUCUCCAACAUGAACUCCGUCCGGGCCGGCACGUGGAUCAGCUCCUGGCAGCGGAUAGAGAUGGUGGACCUGGACCGCCGGAACCGGAAACGCGUCAUAGAGACCGACCUGGACAAACCUCGGGCUGUUGUAGUGCACCGUGGAUUCCUGUAUUUCUCUGAUUGGGGCAGCCAGCCGAGGAUCAGCCGGGCGGACCUGGACGGCGGGAACCGCGUGACGCUACAGUCCGCUAACGUGUACAACCCCAACGGGCUGGCCACCGACGGGCGGGCGCUGUUCUGGACAGACGCACGACUGGCGCUCGACUCGGCAGCGUCUAUCGAGAAGUCGUCACUUCUGGGAGGGAACAGAACCACCGUGAACUUUCGUGUGAAGGUACCGUUCGGAAUCACACUGGGUGACGGUUACGUGUUCUUCAGCGAUUGGGACGAGCGGGCGAUCUUCCGCGGGAACAUGCGUAAUGGGGAAAUAGUUUCCGUCGUCAAGAAUAUCUCACAUCCUAUGGGGCUGCAGUUCUACAAAGGACCACAAUAUGUCGAUCUAACAGCUCGCAACCCGUGUGACAACAGCGACUGUAGCCACAUCUGUGUUCCCACCCGUGGAGGCUACCGCUGCCAGUGCCCGGAUGUUGGAGGGUUGGUACUGACGGACGAUGGGAAGAGAUGCGUAGAGCCUGACAACUUCCUCCUGGUGGCCGACUACAACGAAAUACGCAUGCUCUCCUUCGACACACGUGAUACCACCGCCUAUCCCAUCAUUCAGCUGGACGGUGCGCCGAACAUCGUGGCCCUGACCUAUGACCCGGAAGAGAAGUUUGUAUACUGGAGCAGCGUGAACACAGGCAUGGUGUCACGUGGCCGACUGACGGGAGAGGAGAUAUCCUACGUCAAGCUGUUCGGAGGGGGCAUAGACGGAAUGGCAAUCGAUGUAGAUGGAAGGACCUUAUACUGGUCAGAUGGGAUCGCAGGGACCAUCGAAAUGCUGGAUCUGGGCACAUUUGCACACAAGGUCGCAGUCAAAGAUGUAGAUAAACCACGUGCCAUUACCAUGGACCCGAUCAGAAGCUACCUGUUCUGGUCGGAUUGGGGGAAAGAGCCAAAGAUAGAGCGGGCCUCGCUGUCUGGCGGAAACCGGACCACCCUGGUCGGCAGGGACCUGGAGUCGCCCAACGGCCUGGCAGUGGACGCUGACGAGGGCAGGCUCUACUUCGCCGACGGCACACUCAGGAAAAUAGAGUCCAUCGCUGAAGAAGGAGGAAAUCGCCGAGAAGUGGCGGCCAUAUCUCAGAAGAUGGACCACAUCUACGGGCUGGCGAAGGUGGGCCCCGCCCUGUUCUACUCCGACUGGAAGACCCAGUCCGUGGCCAUGACUGACCUGGUGACGGGCAGGAUAGACAAGGUCAUCACGGACCUCAUCAGGCCCACGGAGAUACAUGCGCAUCAUCCCAAAGAGCUGAAAGUGUCGGGUAUGUGUGCCACUGGCCGGUCCCCCUGCUCACACACCUGUGUGUCUGUACCGGGAGGAGUCAGGUGUGCAUGCCCAGUCGGCAUGAGGGUAGCAGCUGACAGAGUCACGUGUGUUGACGAUACUUCCACACCCAGUAAUGACGUCACUACUAGUCUCAAUGAGAUCUCAACCAACUCAAUGGAAACAACCACAUUACUGGACAAGACAGGAACACCGGGCCCUGUGCUGGCCUGUCCGCCUGACGUAAUGAAGGAGGUGCCCAGAGCGCCUGUGAUGAUCACGUGGAAACAGCCACGACUGGUGGGGAAUGGGGCCAUCCUGAUGGCGGAAUGUUCCAGGAAACCCGGACUGUUCUACAGAGGAAGCACCGCGGUCACGUGCUGGGUCGUUGAUUCCAAAGGAACCAAAAACACCUGCAGGUUCAACGUCAGCAUCAUCGUCAAAACAGUCGAAUGUCCGCCUGUACUCUCUCCGACCAACGGUAAUUACACCUGUAAGAUCGCCAAGACAGGGAAGCAGCGGUGCCGCAUGGAGUGUCAGGAGAGAUUCUCUCCUUACCCUGACGCCAAGUUCACAUGUACACCCAUGGGGGAAUGGAGGGACCCUAUACCUCUCUGCAUAGGUGACGUCGAAAGACCAAAGAUGUUUCGCCGACUCAUAUCCUUCUUCCUCCCGGUCCCAUGUCAGAGCAUUUCCUCUGUUCUGCCUCUUGACAUCACCGGUAAAUUACUCAACUACAUCGUGCCGCUCGAGCCGUGCAAGCCCCUGUCCCGGGACGCCAGCUGUCUCUCAGUCAAAGCUUCGUGCAGUGCGGGAUAUGUCGCCAGGAGGCGCAGGCAAGCCGGUCCACCAGAAAACGGCGUGGCAGUGAACAUGACCGUCACCAUAAACGCACGGCAAGACUCGAUUAGACUGAGAAGACUGGAAAAUUCCACAACAGAAAGGAUAUUGAGGCUAUUGAGAACUGGAAACUUUAGCUACGACAACGGGAACAGAGUUUAUAGGAUCGACGCAGACGGUGUGGUCGUGUCUGAUGUGAACGUGCUGUGUGAUUAUGGCAGGAUGAAGAUCAGUAAAGGAUGUGUGAGGUGUCCGCCCGGUACAUUUUACAACGAGACCGCCAACCUGUGUCAGUACUGUGUGCUGAACAACUACCAGCCGAACCCCGGCCAGACGUCCUGCCGACUCUGCCCCUGGGGCACGGGCACCGCGGGGGUGGGGGCGUUCGACAUCAAACAAUGUGAUAGAAGUAACCUCCCAGCCACCGAGAGACCACGGAACUCCGAGAACACCAUCCCGACCUAUCUACUCAACAACAAGGGCCCGGGAGUUCUGUUGUUCCUCUACAUCGCCGCCGGGUGUGUGGGGUUCAUCCUUCUGUCCGCCGCGCUGGCGGCUAUCUGUUACCCGCCUUCUAUGGGAGAUCCUAACAGGAGUAACGACAAGAAAAACGAGAUGGCGGGAAACUGUGUACAGCCGACCAUGACCACCCUGACCCGCAAGAACAGGGCAUUCGGAUGGGAUGACGAGGGGGAAACCGAUAACAGGGAAAAGGACCAGUCCACCUCAACUUUCCAGACGGGGAGGAAGUGGCGAGAGGGCGGAAAGUCGUCUCAGUUAGAAGGGGCGCCCUCCCGCGACGUGAACUUGUACUACAACGAGACUAAAAGGUCGCAGAAAGUAACAUAUCUGAAGCAGAACAACUUUUGACUGUAUUAACCUCUGAUAUAUGGGGGGAUUAUGACUUUAAAGCACAAGCCAUAUGAAUGUUAGACCUUCAAAAACUAGACUGAUAUAUAAGAAGUGGGUGCACAAAGGUAGACUGAAAGGAAGGCGAUGGAAACAAUGUGUGAAUAUGGCAAUCAAUUAUCAAAUGGCAAUAACUUGUUUCCAUCGAGUUGGAUUUCUAACAUCAAUGCAAUAUCAAAGAUGGUCACGCAGUCUCCUCAUGUAUGACGUACCGUUAAGAUUUGCAUUGCAUGAAUGGAUCUGGACGAUUUUAAACGCCAAAGAGCAUUUAAAUAACUCUUGCAUACAUAGAAAUAGAUUGAUGCAUUAAGAUGUGGAGAAUCUUGCAAUGUGAUAAUGUUUGUCGAAGAUCAUGGUAUUUUAGGUAAUUAAAUCCCAUGAUGUAAUUUUGUAUAUUUCAUUAGAUUUAUGGUCUGAAAAGACACCGUUUUGUAUGUACGUGUCCGCUAUUUUACGGAGCUGUGUAGGCAUUUCGUCGGAUUCAUGAUUCCACUGCCCAUGCGCAGUGUGAUGCAUUGUUAACAGUGUGUUGAGGGCCUCUGGGAUAUAAACAGAACACCUGAACAUGUAUAAAUUCUCUUGACAAGAAUAUGUGUACAGAUUUACUAGGAUCAGGAAUUCAGAUGCUGUAACCUGUAUCUUUGUUACAUUUUGUAUGACCCUUACCUCUUCUCUCAUGACCUCAAUGAAAAGCGGUCUGAGCUUAUCAUAGAUAAACAGUUUCAACCAAAAACAAAAACUUCACAAAUUAGGGGCCUUCACCUAUGACCUCCUCAUGCAUGCGCAGUUGGAACCAUCACCAUACUUACAACCGUGAUGAAGCAAGGCAUCCGUUAUUUGUACAGUAAUGUUCGAUGUUGUCAGGGUAUUGUAACUGGCCGGGGCAUCAGUCAGUCAAGAGGCGCCAUCUUUUUUUCUAAUGAUUUACGAAUUAAGGUCAUAAACUUGACCCCAAUGCCCUAUGCAACAGCAGAGUCAUCAUCUCCGGUAUCCGUUAACAUUGUGGAAAUAACAUCAUUGUUGUCAAUGUUAAAGGUAAGGAUAUAUAUAUAGACUUGGUUGUCUAAUACACCUACCGUCAGAAGUUCAUACCCUGACUGUAGUUCAGUACUUCAGUCUAUUUGAUCAAUUGUUCUUUGAAGCUAGCUUUGUCACGUUCUGUUGGGAUUCAGCAAAACUUGCCAUCAAAUUAAAUUUGAGGAGUCCACCUAACUUAGCCUCGACUUUGAAGAAAUGUUUUAGGGUUUGUUUUGUCCAGAAAACGCAAUUCCCUCCUCCCAUUGGUGUUAUUGUUAAGUACUGAUGAAUGUGACAGAAUGUCCCACGCGACAAUAUGGUAUCAGAAUGUUGAUAAGUGUAUAUAAUAGUAUAUGAUAAUAUUUGACAAAUCGAGGCUCAAGCGAUCGUGUAUAUACAAGCAAAUAAAUUUUCUCAUAAUGAGAACCGUUCAUAUGUACAUUGAAAUGGUUAUCUAUGGUUCUCCUGCGAAGAAAUAAAAUACAUUGAGAUGUUAGCUGC
Messenger RNA from Branchiostoma floridae (Florida lancelet), 5435 nucleotides. Its product is annotated as low-density lipoprotein receptor-related protein 5-like. The record is from RefSeq and is a predicted model, not a curated record. The coding region runs from base 321 to 3878 and encodes 1185 amino acids. The transcript has 19 exons. Gene Ontology annotation, molecular function: calcium ion binding. Lineage: Eukaryota; Metazoa; Chordata; Leptocardii; Amphioxiformes; Branchiostomatidae.